AUGUAUAUGCUCAUGUAUUCGGGAAGGGUGUUUUCCGGUAUGGAGCUGGAGGUCAUACGGGACAUCUUCGAGAGGGAAGUGAUCGAAAAUGACGCGUUUCUCUCUAGGCCGAACAUUUUACGCCCCUUGGCUGGAGAUUUGGUAGCAGUCGAUCCAACUGACAUCACCAGUGACGCGUGGGUCGAUAACGACCAGCACACAGAUAUCACACUAGUGAACAGUCCAGACAUGCCACUGUUAAGCGUCCUAUUGGAGACUGAUGACAUUGUGGUCGAGCAGCUCGAAGAGAUAGGUGGUGGCAACUCGUUUCGGAACUACUCAGAGCCUGCACAUUCGCAUAUUUUAGAGGACUACAUGCCGACUCCAGAGAACUCAUACUCGUAUACCUCUGAAAAAGCAGACAUUACGGAUUUGAUGGUAGAAAUGCCUGACAGCUACUGCUCCGAAUCGCCCGAAUCGAGAAGAAUGUCCUUUUUGGAAAUUGAUAACAUAACUGAAUCGCAACGAAAACGCAGACGGUCUAAUCAGACAUAUCCUGCAGGCACGCAAAGCGAGAUAUUAAGUAGGAAGGUCAGAAAAAGUACACUUGUGGAAGACUUUAUCAGGGUGUUCGAAAAAGGAGAUCCUGAAUACAUGAAAAUGAUCAACAUGCAUCUUAUUCCCUAUUGCUCGCUAAAUGAACUUAGUCCGGAGCUGUUCGUGGGCCACCUUCAACUCAAGAUGGAUCAUCCAUGGGCAUAUGAGAUCAAUAAGAAGUCCAACAUUACCAGUAAUCAGCUAGUGAGGUUUGCCAAUACUGAAAAUGUGAAUUUUUAUGAACCACGGGUGUUCAGGUAUCUGCGCUCGAAAAACGCUUGCAAAAGACACAAGAGGGAAGGAUUGUGUUCAUUCUGCAAGCCAACAAAACAAGACUAUCAGAACGACUUUGACAAUCUGUUCUUUGACCUGAACUCGUCUGGAUACUUGCAUCAUCUGACAAAGCAGCACGGCGUUUUUAGCAACGGCUCAGAAAUGCCGCUACCAAAGCUGAUUGGAUUGCACCCGGAGCUAAAGAGCAACAAAAGCUCAGCUAAAAUCGGCCAUGUAUACGCUGCAGUGUGUCCCAUAUGUAACGCAAAGGUCAAGGUGCAAGAUUUGAGCCCUGAGAGCCAGAUCUCGGGAAAUCGGUUUUUAGCAUACUUCAGGCACAUGCUGACGCACAAUGUUAAGAAAAACAGCGGAAAGGGACGGUAG
Molecule: messenger RNA, 1233 nt
Organism: Ogataea haglerorum
Lineage: Eukaryota; Fungi; Ascomycota; Pichiomycetes; Pichiales; Pichiaceae
Exons: 1
Coding region: 1-1233 (410 amino acids)
Source: RefSeq, a predicted model, not a curated record